AUGGGGCGCAACCGCCUGUGCCAGUGCGAGCCCCCCCGCGAGGUCGUCGACGCCGAGCUCGCCAAGCCCGAGGACGACCGCAAGGUCCGCAAGGACCCCGCCGGCGUCUGGCGGUGGAAGCAGUGCGGCAGGUGCGGCAGCCUGCGCAAGAAGCGAUGGAGGGAGACCAGGCACCGCGCGUUCGCCGAGCGCGACGAGUACGUGACCAGGGUGCUCGCGAACAUGAUGCGCGACGACGACGAAGAGGAGGAGGAGGAUGAGGAGGCUGAGGAUGCCGACGCGGACGGUGACGAUCCCGGGGCGGCGAACCCGGGCGACGCGAACGCGCUCGUCGCCGCGACGCGAGUGUUCGCCGGGGAGGUGCGCUCGGCGGUGCGGGAGGUGGCGGCGUCGCCGGGGGGCUCGCGCGCCGCGCUCGCGAUGCUCAGGGGGCUCGAGGAGGACCUGAAGAUGCGAUGGGGCGUCGCGCUGGGGGGGUAUCGGGGCGGGGAAGGGGAAGGGGAAGGGGAGCAAGCGUGA
Messenger RNA from Micromonas commoda, 519 nucleotides. RefSeq lists its product with no specific name. Bases 1 to 519 code for a protein of 172 amino acids. The record is from RefSeq and is a predicted model, not a curated record. Lineage: Eukaryota; Viridiplantae; Chlorophyta; Mamiellophyceae; Mamiellales; Mamiellaceae. The transcript has a single exon.